AUGGAGUCAGGACAGAUAGCAGCAGCCACAGCUAUUGAAAUCCCUCGGAAAGCAGUGUCCAUAACUCUUUAUGAUGAAGCAGUUCAGAGCUUCCCAACUGAACCCAGACAGCUGUCACAAGCCUUGGUGAAGGCCAUGAUGACUCUGGCCUCUGCUGCAAACAUUCUCCGCCAGAUCUUACAUCAGGCCAAGAAGCAUCCAAGCUUGAUCCUCCUCUUUGAAUUUAUUGGAGCUGGAGGUGGUGGAGCAGCCCUGUAUCUCUUGUGUCUGGCAUUGUUCAAUCCAGAUGUUCGUUGGGACAAAAAGUAUAACCCAGAGACCUGGAACAAACUGGGUCCCAAUGAUCAAUACAAGUUCUACUCAGUGAAUGUAGAUUACAGCAAACUGAAGAAAGAAUGUCCAGAUUACUAAAUGAAAGG
This is a messenger RNA of Cebus imitator (Panamanian white-faced capuchin), 419 nucleotides long. Its product is annotated as cytochrome c oxidase subunit NDUFA4-like. The coding region runs from base 1 to 411 and encodes 136 amino acids. The record is from RefSeq and is a predicted model, not a curated record. NCBI's taxonomy places the organism in Eukaryota, Metazoa, Chordata, Mammalia, Primates, Cebidae. The transcript has 2 exons.